GCCCGCCGUUCGCUCGCUCCGGCGCCGUUUUCCUCUUGCCCGUAACUCGGGGGGGGCUCCCUUCUUUUGCCAGUGGGAAAAUGGCGACGGAGGGAACGAGAGGGGAGCCCGGCUCCAACGGUCGCGAGGAACCAACGGCGGCGAAAAGAGAAUUCGAUGUGGACAGUCUCAGCAAAUCAGAAUUGAGGAUGCUUCUGAGUAUUUUAGAAGGGGAGUUGGAAGCACGAGAUCUUGUGAUUGAAGCUUUGAGGGCACGGAGGAAAGAGGUUUUCAUCCAGGAACGGUAUGGCAGAUUUAAUCUUAGUGACCCAUUUUUGGCUCUGCAGCGAGAUUAUGAAGCAGGAGUUGGUGCCAAAGAGAAGAAGUCUAUCUGUACCAACCCGCUCUCAAUUUUGGAAGCUGUUAUGGCGCAUUGCAGAAAAAUGCAAGAGAGGAUGGCAGCACAGUUGGUUACUGCAGAAAACAGGCAAAAGAAGUUGGAAAUGGAGAAAUUCCAGCUAGAAGCUCUUGAAAUGGAACAUAAGAAGCUCUGUACUCGACUGGAGGAGGAGCGUGGCAAGAAUAAACACGUCGUAUUGAUGCUCGUGAAAGAAUGCAAACAGCUAUCCAGCAAACUGGUAGAAGAGGCCCAGAAGUUGGAAGAAGUCAUGGCUAAAUUUGAGGAAGAGAAAAAGAAAGCCAAGGAGCUGGAAGAAUCUCUUGCUGUGGAGAAACAACGGAGCACCCAGAUGGAAGCCCAAAUGGAAAAGCAGCUUUCUGAGUUCGACACAGAGAGAGAGCAGCUGCAUGCCCGCCUCAGCAGAGAAGAAGUUCACACAAGUGACCUCAAAGAAGAGAGGGAGAGAAUGAGAAAAACCAUCGAGCAGCUCAGCAAGGAAAGCGAUGCAAAACCCCACCUUUCUCUUCCACGAAGGAACAAAGAGAGGGGCUUCGCUUCUGUCUCCACUGGAACAGAGGGACCAAUUUUGAGGACACUUUCCUGCCAGACAGAUGCAGUAUUAAUAGACAGUGGAAAUGAAAGUGUUAGAAAGUUGCCUUUAACAGUACCCGUAAAGCCUUCAACCAUCCACCCUUUGCAUUCGGGGCACGCAAAAGUGAAUGUAUCCUCCAAUGCAGCAUUUGUGAAGCCCAUCAUUGACAGGCAUUCAUCCUGCAGCGACCUUCUUCUCUCCCCUGUAACUUCAAAUCUGUCUCAUAGUCAAAUACGAAUUGAGGAGAAUGGGCCAGCGGCUUCGCCUGACUUAACAAGUCUCUCUUCCCCGUUCCCAGAUCAUGUUGCGUCCUCUCCGGCUCCCAGUAUAGCAUCCCAAAGCUACUUGCAAGCCUCAUCCGUUCCUCCCCCACAUUCUCCCUCUGUCAGCACUCCUGGGCACCAAGGCCUGAAUCCACGGGUCCAGGCAGCCAGAUUUCGAUUUCAAUCCAACGCUAACGAUCCAGAUCAAAAUGGAAACACGACUCCAAGCCCUACAUCAAGAGACGCCUCGCCCACAAGUCGAGACAACCUAGUCGCCAAGCAGCUGGCUCGGAACACAGUCACCCAAGUCCUCUCAAGGUUCACCAGUCCUCAGGGCGUGGCACCUGGACGUCCGGGAAUGUCACAUUCCAUAGAUGUUGGCACUUACCCUCCCCCGAUUAGCAGGAUGAGUUUAAAGGCUCCCAGCGCUUCGAGGAUUGAUAGAGGAAACCCCCCUCCUAUUCCUCCCAAAAAGCCAGGUCUUUCACAGACUCCGUCUCCGCCACACCCACAGCUUAAAGUCAUGAUGGAUAGUGGUCGCUCCCCUCACGUAGGUGCCAAAACUGAAGGCAAACUCCUGGUUUCAUCUUCUUCCUGCUCACCUCAAGGAAUCAGGGUAAUAAAUGAAGAGGUUAUGUCUAGAUCCUCACCCCAGCUGCCACCAAAACCAACAAUAGAUUUAUCUGUGGCAUCUGCAGGCUGUGCCAUUCCAUCCAUGGACAUGCCUCAGGUGGGUGCCUGGCCUUCCCCGUCCCCUGGACUGAGCCAACCUGCAUGUUCCGACAGCUCCUUUGUCAUUCCCACCACCAUUGCCUGUAGCUCUUCCAUAAACCCUCUUAGUGCUUCAUCCUGUAGACCAUGUGAUUCAGACAGCCUCCUGGUAACAGCCUCAGGCUGGUCUUCCUCCCUAACCCCUUUAUUAAUGAGUGGUGGUCCUGUUCCCCUGGGUGGCAGGCCCACCCUUCUUCACCAAGCUGCUGCCCAGGGAAAUGUCACUUUAUUGUCAGUGCUGCUUAAUGAAGGUCUGAACGUUAACGAUUCCUGUGAAGAUGGUUGUUCUGCCUUGUAUUCUGCUGCUAGGAAUGGACAUACAGAUUGUGUAAGAUUGCUGCUGACUUCAGAAGCACAAGUUGACUUUAUUGAUAAAAACGGAUUUACCCCCUUGUGUUCAGCAAUCGCUCAGGGACAUUGCAAAUCUGCAGAAUUAUUAAUCUUGUAUCAUGCCAAUGUUAAUCAUGCUGCUGAAAGAGGAGAGACUCCUUUACAUUUGGCCUGUAGAAAUGGAAAUAUUGAAUGUGUUAAACUUUUAGUGGAAGCUGGAGCAGAUAGAAGUGCAAAUACCUCUGAUGGCUGGACUCCAUUUCAUGCUGCUGUUGAUGCUGAUAAUGUUGAUUGCCUAAAGUUUUUGAUGUAUUAUGGAAAAUCAAGAGAUGGAAACUUUGAGAAUGAAGCAGAUACUAAUAACAUCUUGAGCUUAGAGAGUGAAGAUUUAUUUCGCCAUCAAGCAAAGCCUGUUGUUUCUGCAGAUCUCAUCAACCAUGUGAACAAAGAUGGCUGGACUGCAGCCCACAUAGCAGCGUCAAAAGGCUUUAAGAGCUGCCUAGAAGUUUUAUGUAGCCAUGAGGGACUGGAGGCUGAAAGAAAAGAUAAGUGUAACCGAACACUACAUGAUGUUGCUACUGAUGAUUGCAAACAUCUUCUAGAGAACUUGAAUGCUUUUAAAAUCCCUUUACGGAUUGCUGCAACCCAGAUGGAGAAAACUUGCUGUGGCAUGGAUGAUCCUGAUAUAGAAAAUAUAGUAUGGAUGUUAAAUAUACGAAAACAGACAACCUGGGAUGAUUUUUCCAAAGCAGUGACUCAGGCGGUGACAAACCAUUUCCAAGCAAUCGCCUCUGAUGAAUGGACAAGCCUGGAAGAUUUGACAUCUAAUAACACCACAGAAUUCAGUAUCGGCCUCACUGCGAGCAGUAUAUUAUCCAUCAAACUGGGUAAUGUUUCAUGGUCGGUAGGUCAGACCUUUCCCCAGCCACCUUGGGAAUUUUUGAGAAGCAAUGAGGUGGAACACGUCCUCAUAUCUUUACUUGGUCCCCAAGAAGGAUGUCUGCACAGUGUGACUUAUGCAUCGAUGAUCCAUCUUCAGACUUUACAGAAUUAUCUCAGGCUGGUGGAACAGUAUCGUAAUAUUAUCUUUCAUGGUCCAGAAGGAAGUUUACAAGACUACGUGGCUUAUCAGAUAGCCCUAUGUCUAAAGCACAAGCAACUGGCUGCAGGAUUCUGCUGUGAUAUAGUCAAAGUGAAGAUAGAUGCUGAUUUAUCCAAGAAGCAACUUGCAGAAGUAUUCAUCAACAGUGGUUGCUUGAUUCCAGUGAAACAGCCUUCCAUAAGUAACAGAAUCAUCAUCAUUUUAGAAAAUUUAGAAAAAGCCUCCUUAUCAGAAUUACUCGGGGACUUCCUUCAACCUCUUGAAAAUCGCGGCUUGGAUAACCUCUACACUGUAAAAAAAGCCAAUGGAGUAUCACAUGCGUAUUACUUCCACGAGAAUUGUUUCCUUAUGGGGACCCUUGCAAAAUCACGGCUUCAGGGCUCGGACUUGAUGGUUCAGCAACAUUUCCUCUGGGUUCAGCUAAGAUGGGAUGGAGAACCAAUCCAUGGCCUUCUGCGGAAAUUCUUGCGAAGGAAGGUUUUAAGCAAGUUCAGGGGACAAAUGCCACCUCCCUGUGAUCCUGUAUGCAAGAUGGUUGAGUGGAUUCUUACAGUGUGGGAUCAACUGAACUCAUGUUUGUCACGUCUUGGUGCACCCGAAGCUCUUGUUGGGCCUAGUCAUUUUCUUUCUUGUCCGGUGAUGCCUGGUCACAAUCAUGUAACAGUAAAGUGGAUGUCAAAAUUGUGGAAUGCCAUUAUUGCUCCCAGAGUCCAAGAAGCAAUUCUCUCCAGGGCUUCUCUGAAAAGAUCAUCCACAUCUGGACAAAUGGCAGUCAAAAAAUGUCCAAGCCAAGGGCAGCAGGCAGUAGUAAAAGCUGCACUCAGCAUCUUGUUAAAUAAAGCAGUUCUGCACGGAUGCCCUCUUCCCAGAUCAGAAAUGGAGCUGUACCUUGCAGAUUUUAAGGGAGGAAACUUUCCUCUCUCUAUGGUGACAAACUACAAGAAUUGCCCCAAGAAAAAAGGAGAAAAUGUUGCUUGGAAAAAAACAAACACAAGUCCACGUAAGAAGUCACUCCACUCAUCAGCCCAGUCCUGGAGUAAGCCAGAGGGAGGGGCAGAAGGUAUUAAAUCAAAUAAUAUAUUGAAGGAAAAUGGGAAUAAGGUGUCUUCCUUAGAAAAAAAGUCUCCCAACGAUGAUCCAUUAAAUGUGUUAAACCUGGAACAGAGACUGACUAUUGGUUCCGAUGGUGAAGUGGACUUUCUGCACGAACUUCAGAGUAUUUGUUUAAGCAAAUCGGAAUCUGACAUCAGUAAAAUAAUAGAUUCAGAGGAAGAGUUGCUUCUGACAAUCAGCUCUCCUCAGAAGGAUCCAGUAUUUUCAGCAAACAUCAGGAAUGCAAACAUCACAUCACAGCAGGAUGAGAAUCCUGAGGUCUGUCCUCUCAGCAGCAGCAGCAGCCAAUCUGCGGAAUGCAGCAACCAUAAAUCCAAAAUGGAGUCUUCUUUCAAGAGCGGCAGCGGCAGCAUUUCAAGAGUGAAAUCUUUUCUUCCUGUGCCCAGAAAUAAAGUCAGCCAGUUUUCUCAGAACAUUAAACGCAGCAGCAGCAGCAGCAGCAAUACAAGGCAAACAGAGGCAAUCUGUGACUAGAAAGAAGAAAUUUGGAACACGCGCACAC
Molecule: messenger RNA, 5052 nt
Organism: Pseudonaja textilis
Lineage: Eukaryota; Metazoa; Chordata; Lepidosauria; Squamata; Elapidae
Gene: CTTNBP2
Product: cortactin binding protein 2
Biological process (GO): protein dephosphorylation
Cellular component (GO): actin cytoskeleton
Molecular function (GO): protein phosphatase 2A binding
Source: RefSeq, a predicted model, not a curated record